AUGGCGGGUCGAUCGGGCUCGCCCCGACGUAUGGUUCCGUGGCUGUACGAUCUGGUCCUGUGGCUCUUUACCUGGGCUCUGGAUCUGUUCUUCCGCGAGAUCUACCCUCGUGGUGCCUGGCGCAUCCCUGAGAAAGGCCCAGUUCUGAUCGUAGCCGCCCCGCAUGCGAACCAGUUCGUGGAUUCGGCGAUUUUGAUGCACCUCCUCAAGUCGCAGGCAAAGCGGCGGGUCUCGUUCCUCAUCGCGCAGAAAUCUAUGAAUGAACCCUACAUCGGAACUCUCGCAUCAUGCAUGGGAGCUCUUCCGGUCGUUCGGUCGAUGGAUCUGGCCAAACCCGGCAAAGGUACCAUCUACCUGGCCGAACCUGACAACGACCCGGCUUUGGUUUAUGGUAUUGAGACCGACUUUACUCAGCCCGAGUACAUGGUUGGUGGCCAGCUCACGAUCAAGGGUCCCGAUGGGCCUCAAACAGCAUCAAUUAAAGAAAUCAUUGGGCCGAGCUCUCUUCGACUGAAGAAGGCAUUCGCCUCCCGACCCAUUUACGAAUCAGAUCGCAAAGGCGCCACUUUCAAGAUCGCUCCCCAUGUUGACCAGCACGAGAUGUUCGACGCCGUCUACAAAGAACUCCACCAGGGCGGAUGUAUUGGCAUCUUCCCCGAAGGUGGCAGUCAUGAUCGCUCCAAUUUGUUGCCCCUGAAGGCAGGCGCUGCCCUUAUGUCGCUUGGCGCAUUGGCGCAGGAUCCCGACUGCGGGUUGUCCAUUGUUCCCUGCGGUAUGAACUAUUUUCAUGCACACAAAUUCCGCUCCCGGGGCGUGAUCGAAUUUGGCAGACCCAUCCACGUGCACCCUGAUCAAAUCGAAGCUUUCAAGGCUGGAGGCACCAGCAAACGCAAUGCCGUCGGCUCUCUACUCGAAACUAUCUACGAGGGUCUCGAAGCCGUCACGCAAAUCAGCCCGGAUCAUGAAACGCUCAUUCUUGUUCAAUCGACGAGAAAACUCUACAACCCUAUCAGCAAAAAAAUUCCCCUCCCUUUGGUCAUCGAAUUCAAUCGUCGAUUGCUCAAGGGCUACGAAAAGUACCAUGAUGAACCUCGGAUCCAAGGCCUUAGAAAGGCCGUGAAAGAUUACAACAGGCGCCUCGAAUCACUUGGAGUCAAGGAUCAUCAGGUGGAGUGGGGCAAUGUCGAGGAGAAGCCAUGGUGGCUGACCUUUAUCACCCUCAUUUACCGCCUUUGCAAGCUUGUUGUUUUGAGUGUCGGUGUCCUUCCGGGUGUUUUGCUGUUCUGGCCGGUCUUUGUCACCACCAAAGUUAUCUCGGAGCAAAAGAGACGCAAAGCACUCGCAGGCUCCGUGGUCAAAUUACAAGGCCGUGAUGUGAUGAGUACUUGGAAGAUCCUUGUCGCUAUGGGACUGGCGCCCACCCUCUACGCUUACUAUACAGUCAUUGUGACGCUCUGGCUCCGUUAUAAUCGCCUUGAUGGCUACUAUACACAAUCAGUGCCCUGGUGGAUGGUUGCUAGGACCUACGUUCCCGAUUUUGUUCCCCUUGGGGCAUUUGCCGUGGGCUUCUAUACCCAUAUGAUCUUCGUCAGCUUUGCUGCACUUCGAUUUGGAGAAAUUGGCAUGGACAUCAUCAAAUCUCUCAUGCCGCUUCUCGUGGCUUUGGAUCCGCUGGCUUCUUCGUCGCUGGCCGACUUGAGAAAUCAUCGCGAAGCCCUUUCUGAGCAAGUUACGGAAACCAUCAAUGAUCUUGGAUUCGGCAUCCUUCCCGACGUCGAUGCCGAAAUCCCCACCGAUCCUUAUAAAGCGGAUGCUUAUCAAUCUUUCCUCAAGAGCAUGCCUCCGAGUGAGGCAGCAAGUCGGGACCGCAGCCGGAGCAGAUCCACUGGUCCUGCUGCUGCCCCUGUUAUGAAAGGACUGAGCACUAUCAGCUCGGAGGGUGAUCUGGAAGAAAUUGAUCGGAAGAUCCAUACUAUUAAGAACAGAGGGCGGCGCUCGAAUACCGUUAGCGGGUUUGAGACUGGAGAGUCAAUCCUGAAGUACAAGCCCCGCCCUCAGGAGAAUACGGAUGAGAAGAAGAAGAAAUGA
Messenger RNA from Penicillium argentinense, 2088 nucleotides. RefSeq names its product lysophospholipid acyltransferase family protein. Bases 1 to 2088 code for a protein of 695 amino acids. Gene Ontology annotation, molecular function: glycerol-3-phosphate O-acyltransferase activity; glycerone-phosphate O-acyltransferase activity. Gene Ontology annotation, cellular component: endoplasmic reticulum membrane. Lineage: Eukaryota; Fungi; Ascomycota; Eurotiomycetes; Eurotiales; Aspergillaceae. Gene Ontology annotation, biological process: phospholipid biosynthetic process. The record is from RefSeq and is a predicted model, not a curated record. The transcript has a single exon.